Molecule: messenger RNA, 873 nt
Organism: Trypanosoma grayi
Lineage: Eukaryota; Euglenozoa; Kinetoplastea; Trypanosomatida; Trypanosomatidae
Product: putative XPA-interacting protein
Exons: 1
Coding region: 1-873 (290 amino acids)
Molecular function (GO): GTPase activity; ATP hydrolysis activity
Source: RefSeq, a predicted model, not a curated record
AUGUCCGAGGGCCGACCUUUGGUAAUCCUCGUGGUGGGAAUGGCAGGGACUGGGAAAACGACGCUCGUGCACCGUAUGCAGCACUAUGCGCUGGCAACCGCCAAAAACGCCUACUUUAUUAACUUGGACCCCGCCGUAACAGAAGUUCCGUACCGCGCGAACAUUGACAUUCGGGAUACGGUGAACUACAAGGAGGUGAUGAAGCAGUACCGACUUGGACCGAACGGGGCCAUCAUGACAUCGCUAAACCUUUUCGCAACCAAGUUUCACCAAGUCAUAAGUAUUCUAGAAAAAAAAGAGAAUCUUGAAUGGAUCGUCGUUGACACGCCUGGGCAGAUUGAAGUUUUCACGUGGUCCGCCUCAGGGCAAAUCAUUGCGGAGUCCCUUGCGGCGACGUGGCCGACAGUUCUGCUUUUCGUUGCCGAUACCACGCGCUGCGUGAGUCCACAAACAUUCAUGAGCACAAUGCUUUACUCUUCGAGCAUCAUGCUCAAGCAGCAACUUCCGCUGCUCCUUGCUUUCAACAAGACCGACGUUGUUUCCUCUGAAGCCGCGGUGGCCUGGAUGAAGGACCCCGAUGCGCUGGCCGACGCGGCCAACGCCAGCACCGAUGGCAACUACGCCGGGGGCUUGGUGCAGUCCCUUUCGCUUUUUACGCAUGGCUUCUACGAGGGCCUCCCCUUUGCAAGCGUCUCGGCGGCCUCGGGAAGAGGCAUGGAGGAGCUUGAGGGGGCCUUGCGCGCCGCCGCGGGGCAGUACCUUGCGGAAGCGGGGCCGCGACUCAAGAGGCGCGAAAAGGAGGCCAACGAAGAGAGGGCUGCCGAGGCGGAGAGGAUGCUACGCGAUUACGAGGCCGACCGGGCAGACGAUUAA